Adineta steineri is the source of this 465-nucleotide messenger RNA. NCBI's taxonomy places the organism in Eukaryota, Metazoa, Rotifera, Eurotatoria, Adinetida, Adinetidae. The record is from the annotation of a GenBank genome assembly.
AUGGCUAUCCUUAUUGGUGAUAAAAAUCAAUACGAACAAAAAAUCAACAAUGGAAGUAAUAAUAAUAUUAAUAUUGGUGAUUCGGCUUUGCCAAAGGUUCAUGAUAGUCCACUUAAAACAGCUGUUAAAUCUGCUAAUAGAAUCAUGGAAAGUGGUACGGAUAUUAUAACAGCACCAGCAGUUUGGUUAAAAGAUAUGCAGAAGAAUUGGCUUAGUUAUAUGGUUGUUCUUGCUGUAAUUUUAAUAAUAGGUACAUUUUUAUAUUGUACAAUUCGAUCAUACUUCAAACGGAAAAGCAACAACAGCAACAGUAAUAACAAUAACAACAACUGGUCAAUGGGCAAUCUUGUUGAACUGGCUACAGUGUUCAGCAAUAAAAAUCCCCACUCACAAACACCAUUUUCGUUACCAGCAACAAAACCAUCAUUAGCCCCAUCAACAUUAGAUGCAAGUUUUAAAAUAUGA